Molecule: messenger RNA, 669 nt
Organism: Conger conger (European conger)
Lineage: Eukaryota; Metazoa; Chordata; Actinopteri; Anguilliformes; Congridae
Product: NXPE family member 3-like
Exons: 2
Coding region: 1-669 (222 amino acids)
Source: RefSeq, a predicted model, not a curated record
AUGGCCCCACAUAAGGUGCACCAGAUCCUAGAUUUGCUCCACUGGCCUGGUCCAGACAAACAAAUUAAAGAUUUCCUCCAAAGCACCACUCCAUCCAACACAUAUUUCCACAUUCCCGGGCUGGGGAAGAGCUACAAGGUAGGGGAUGAGCUACGUGUCACUGUGGUGGCCAGGGAUUUCCACCAGAAGCCCAAGCAAUACGGAGGUGACUACUUCCUGGCCAAGCUUUUCUCAUCCAAACUGAAGGCUAGUGUGUUUGGGGAGGUGACAGAUCUGGAGAAUGGGUCCGACUCAGUGCGCUUUCUCCUGCCCUGGUCUGGGGAGUCUUGGGUAGCUAUACGCCUGAUCCACUCUAGCGAGGCUGUGCAGGUCCUGAAACAACUCCGGAAGUAUCAGUCGGACCGCGUCUAUUUCAAGGGCCUGUUCGUGGGAACAGGUCUCAAUGGGGAAAAGCUUAAAGAGAUGAUGGAGUGCAAUUCAAAGUGGGAUGGGGCUGGUCUGGAACGUAUGCAGAAGAGUAACUGCUGUGAGUAUCCAGACCCAAAAGCAGGAGAGGUGUGGCUGUGCAAGAGGCCCAAAUAUCUGCCCUGUGAUGCCCUGGUCUACCAUGUGAUGGGGGGCUACAGGGCGAAGCUUGGGACUCUGCAAAAAAAGCUUGUGGACAAGUAA